Puntigrus tetrazona (Sumatra barb) is the source of this 3136-nucleotide messenger RNA. RefSeq names its product chromosome 5 C2orf42 homolog (gene c5h2orf42). Bases 1078 to 2883 code for a protein of 601 amino acids. The transcript is spliced from 7 exons. The record is from RefSeq and is a predicted model, not a curated record. Lineage: Eukaryota; Metazoa; Chordata; Actinopteri; Cypriniformes; Cyprinidae. Gene Ontology annotation, cellular component: nucleus.
AGUCUGUUUGUAAGGAGGAAUGGCGACGGCCGCCGGAGCUCAGAAGUGAGGUCCUCCGCCGAGUCUGACCACUGAGCGCCCGCCUGGAGAGCGCCGCUGCACAGGUCGGCCCGUCUCUCAUCAUCAUUUACUUAACUCUGUUCAUCCGCUGUCACACACACCAUGCUCAACUCAAAUCAGCCUCGAUGUUUCGGUGUCAUUUGAAUGCUUUGUUAACGUCACACUGUAGUACAGUGUAAUUGCAUGCCGACGAUAUUUUCGUAUCGUUUGUGCAGAUGUGCAAGUAUAAGUGCCUUGUAGAAUUUGAAGAAAUGUUGAAUGAAUGUUUAACGUGUUUAGUCUUCGCUAUUUAAAUGUGCAUAAUGAAGUUAAUCUAUUAUCAUAUAGACUUAUAUUGCCUAGUUUAUUUAUUUAUUUAUUUAUUUUCUAUCAGAGAUCACACUUACCCAACAAAGUGCCAUGGAUUUUCAAAUAAAGUAAUACAGCUUUUUAGACAUGUAAUCCAAUACCAGGGUUUCUUUUUUUUUUCUUUUUACUUAUUUCUUUUUGUUGUUUUAUUUUCUGUUUAACCUUGCACUGGCAUUCCUAUGUUAUACCAUCACUACACAAUUCUAGCCUACAAUUAGCCCCUAGUCCAAACAAACAAGUAAACCCAUAUUUUGAUACUGUUCUUACUAAGUACAAUGUACUAAGCAGCUUCUUUGAUGUUGAAUUAAUUCAGACAUUUUGUUUCCUUCAAAAGAACUGUAAGUAAAUAUCUAUCCAGUGUUCUUUUUUGUCAUAUAAAGAAUCUAUCUGGAUGGGAGAAACCUCCUCAAACGAGGCUAUGAGUGAGUGAACUGUCUGAAUGAAUCAAACUGAAUCAUGGACAAUUUUACACCUUUUUGCAAACCAGUACAUGUUACAUAGUAAUCUCCACAGCGAUACUUCGCUGGGGUUUAUGCCUCAGUAAAAAGGCUGCCCUGUACCGUAGUAGCUAUAAAGCAAUUAAAUGGUAUUUGUUUAAGGCUCUCCCCGUGUUGAUGAACAAUAAAAUUGUCCCGUGUCAAUCUCGGUUUCAGUGCACAUCAGCUAACAAUGGAUGGUUCGCUGGUAAACUCCGGAAUACCACUGGCAUCACAAACAGUGGUUUCCUCAAUUACUCAAAGCUCUGGCAACUUGAGCGGGAAGCCUCGGGACAAGCGGAAGACUCCUGCAUUUCUGUCCAACUUGGGCAAGGCUACCUUAAGAGGCAUCCGCAAGUGCCCUCAGUGUGGCGUUUACAACGGCACCCGUGGCCUCAGCUGUAAGAACAAGGCCUGUGGAACCAUCUUCAGGGAUGGAGACCACGGAACGGGGCGUUUGAAGAAAGGGGCGUGCGAAGUGGUUCAAGUUGUGACAGACAGUGGAGGUGGCAGGGCUGGAGGACCGCAAGUGUUCUCUGUGCGUCAGCGGGGACGUGGCUCUGAACAGCGAGGCUUUGUUGAGCUAGUCCUCACGGAUACAGCUAUUACUACCGCAGAUGGAACCCUGUUGACCCGUGUCAACCUCGGUCGCUGUUACAUGCCCUCUUGCCAGCAACACGAAAGUGAGCUGACAGUAGAAGGUGGCCAUCAGCAAGUGUCGCAACAAUCCAAAAGUCCCUGUACCCAUGUGAAGCAAGCCAUGGAGUGUCAGACUCAAGCAACUCCUCUGCCACUCAAGAGCUCUGUGCUAGAGGCCCUAGUGGCCACUUCCCAGGCCAAGGAAGAGUUGUGGAGGCUGGCUACCGAAACACCAGGACCGCUGGUGCAGAGGGUCUCUAAAGGCACCCUAAUAGUGAAAUGCCAGCCAGGUGAAGCCCACCCUCUGGGACUGCUGCAUCUGACAGUGACCGUAUCUGGUGUUAAAGACAAAUCUGUGGGUCUGGCUCCCUUUCACUGUGCGUGUUAUGAACCAAAUACCAAUGGGGAUUUAGGGGUUAGAAGUGGGGGUCAGUCUAAUAUCAACGAAGGAGAAAAUUCCCACCAGCAUAGUUUACCUGAGCGCUGCCUUCAUUUCUAUGCUUGUGUGUGUGCCUUCACAAGUGAUGAAAAGCUGGCUUCUGAGUUUUCAACUUUCCUCAACUACAACAUCAACGGACUUCAGGAGAGGGCAGAUGCCGCAGCGCUCAGUAUGCCUGACUCUCAGCAGCACAUUGAGCCUUCCAUCUCUCAUCGUUCCAAGAGGCUCAGAUUUGUGGAGUCCUCUACAGGAAGUAGCCAGCCUGUGGAUGAGACACAUGUGUCACUGGGUUUCCAGCAGUGGCUGGCCAGUGUUACAGAGAGGAUCCAUCAGACGAUGCACUUUCAGUUUGAUGGAAAGCCUGAGCCAUUGGUGUUCCACAUCCCUCAGGCUUUCUUCAAUGCCUUACAGCAGCGUUUAUCAUUGGGCUCAAAGAAGAGACGACUCCCCAACUACACCACCACAUUUGUGCGUAAUGAUGCUUUGCCUCUGGGCCCUUUCUCUAAAUACACCUGGCACAUUACCAACUUGAUGCAUGUGAAACGCAUCUUUGAUACCCCAGAGUUACCUCUAGAGCUCACUCAGAGCUUUGUGAAGAACAGCGACGGCACCUAUUCACCGUACCGCUGUCGGGAAACUCCUCCUGAUCCUGGAUCAGACACCUGCCAAUAUUCACGCUCCAAUAAACCUCUGGCCAUCAGACCGCUGGAGCUACGUACCUUCCUCAGAGUGGGGCCAGCUGAGCAGACAGAGCCGGUGCCCUUUGUGAUCGAAUGGAUCCCAGACAUCCUUCCGCACUCAAAGGUGGGAGAACUGAGGAUCGGGUUUGAGUACGGUCAUCAGCUGGGCAGUAAACCGGAGCACUGCAAGAAAGAGCUGAACAAACAGAUGGCAUCCCACGGCAGUGAAGACCCACUGUAGUAACACCUCAUGCAGUUCCACAUUUUGAUGCACUUUAGAUGAGAAUGAGAAUCUUAUAAAGGUGCUACUCAGGAAAACGUUUAAAGUUUGCACGACAGCACUGGACAUACAAAUGUAAAAUAUUUAUUAUACAAGUGUAAAAUUACAGUGUACCAUGCUUUUUGUUCUGUACAAUAAUCUCACACAGGCAUGAUUUUGCCCUUUCUUGUUUUUCAGAAAUCAUGUGCAUUAAAAUGUUUGUGUUUACGUGUAA